AUGCCAGCCUUUGCCACCUCAGGCAUAGCUUCCCCCUUCUCUCCGGCAGUCCAGCUAGUGGGACGGUUCUGGAAGGCCUCUUGCCCAGGCUCCUGCUCCAGCCCUCUCCUCGCUUUUGUCAAUUCCAAGAGUGGCGACAACCAGGGCGUCCGCUUCCUCCGCAAAUUCAAACAGUUCCUGAACCCAGCUCAGGUGUUUGACCUGAUGAAUGGGGGGCCUCACCUGGGGCUCCGUCUGUUCCAAAAGUUCUCCACCUUCCGGAUUCUAGUAUGUGGUGGAGAUGGCAGUGUGGGCUGGGUUCUCUCUGAAAUUGACACCCUCGGGUUACACAAACAGUGCCAACUUGGGGUCCUGCCCCUGGGAACUGGCAAUGACCUGGCCCGUGUGCUCGGCUGGGGCAGCCUGUGUGAUGAUGAUACUCAGCUCCUGCAGAUCCUGGAGAAGAUGGAGCGAGCCACCACCAAGAUGCUGGACAGAUGGAGCGUCAUGACCUGGGAGGCCCCCGGAGGAGUGCUCACACGCAGGGCUGGCCAGUGUACCCCGGUGAGCAACAGAACCGAUAUGUUGAUCCGGGAGCUGGAGAUGGAGCCGCAGGCUGCUGUGGGCUACCUGGAGAACACCCCGUUGGCUGCUCCAUCUGCAGAAGAGGAGGGCGAUGACGAUGACUUCGAAGGGGGAGCUGUGGGUGGUGCCCCCGCGGAGGUGUGCCAGCCCUCCAGCCUGGUGCCCCCGGCCUUCAGGUCCAAGGAUCAGAUGUUACUGAGAGCUAACAGCCUGAAGAAGGCCCUGAAGCAGAUUAUUGAGCAGGCAGAACAAGAAUCCCGCCGUGACACCGUGUCCUCCACCACGUCGUCUGUCUUUCUGGACCAACCAGAUGACUCGAGCUCAAGCAACUUUGCUGAGGAACCCGUCACCAUGCCCCGGCGCUCUGAGCUCAUCCUGGUGGCUGCCGUUAAGCCGUUCUUCCUCCACCUCUAUGGAGUGCACGUGUGGCCUGACCCUGCUAGGCCCCGCGGCGAUGGUCCCGCUCGCUUGACAGGCACACUCAGCUCCCUCCUUUCCUCCUCGUCUGCUGACUUUAGCCAAUUCUCGGAAAAGUGCGUCAUGAACAACUACUUUGGCAUUGGGCUGGAUGCGAAGAUCUCUCUGGAAUUCAACAACAAGAGGGACGAACACCCCAAGAAGUGCAGCAGCCGCACCAAGAAUAUGAUGUGGUACGGGGUGCUGGGAACCAAAGAACUUUUGCAGCGUACCUAUAAGAACCUGGAGCAGCGAGUUCAACUUGAGUGUGAUGGGGAAAUCAUGGCCUUGCCUAGUCUGCAGGGAAUUGCUAUUCUCAACAUCCCCAGCUAUGCAGGAGGCAUCAACUUCUGGGGCGGCACCAAGGAAGAUAACAAUUUUGGAGCACCUUCCUUUGAUGACAAGAAACUGGAGGUGGUGGCAGUGUUUGGCAGCAUCCAGAUGGCCGUGUCCCGAGUUAUCAACCUUCAACAUCACCGCAUUGCUCAGUGCCGUGUGGUCAAGAUCACCAUCUGUGGUGAUGAGGGGGUCCCUGUGCAAGUGGAUGGAGAGGCCUGGAUCCAGCCCCCGGGGAUUAUCAAGAUUCAGCACAAGAACCGAGCCCAGAUGCUGACCAGAGACCGGGCCUUUGAGAGCACCCUCAAGUCAUGGGAAGAUAAGCAGAAGGGAGAAAGCUACAGAUCAGCCCGACCCCGGCUCAACUCUCAACAGUCCAUGGAAUAUCUCACUGAGGAGGAAUAUAGGCUGUUGCAGCGCUUUGCCCGCUCUGCCGACAUCCUCAUCACCAGGAUCCGAGAGGUGGCCAAGAUCCACAAGGCCAUAGAGCAGGAGCUGGCCCACUCUGUGAACAGCUGUGCCUCUUCCCUGACGGAAGUACUGCCCAGCAAGCGCAGUGGCAGCAGCCCUGAGAGCCUGAGCAGAAACUCAGCCGUGGAAGUUUCGAUUAGCGUGAAAGCCUUGUACAACGAAGCCAGAGCGUAUGUGGAAGGGAAGCUGGUGAGUCAGUUGGACAGCCCUCGGCGGGAGGAGGGGCUGCAGGUUGCCCUAGCCAAUGUCAGCCAGGAGCUGGAGAAGGUGUCCGAAAUCCACUGGCUGGCACCCAUCCUCAGUGCUGUCACUGAAGAGCCCAGCUGCUCCUCCCAAGCUCCCCGCACCUUCACCCCAGCCCUGGCCUUUGAUCUCAUUCAGGAGGCCCGGAUGGGGCCGGCUCUGGAGGUGCUGCACAUGGCCGUGGGCACAUCAAAGACACGAGAUGAUUUUUGGGAACUGCGUCACAAAGUUACAGAACAGUCACAUUUUGUUCAUUGA
Gracilinanus agilis (Agile Gracile Mouse Opossum) is the source of this 2328-nucleotide messenger RNA. It is a transcript of the gene DGKK, whose product is annotated as diacylglycerol kinase kappa. The transcript has 17 exons. Gene Ontology annotation, biological process: diacylglycerol metabolic process; intracellular signal transduction; lipid phosphorylation. Gene Ontology annotation, molecular function: ATP-dependent diacylglycerol kinase activity. The record is from RefSeq and is a predicted model, not a curated record. Lineage: Eukaryota; Metazoa; Chordata; Mammalia; Didelphimorphia; Didelphidae. Bases 1 to 2328 code for a protein of 775 amino acids.